Torulaspora globosa is the source of this 981-nucleotide messenger RNA. It is a transcript of the gene SPC42, whose product is annotated as Spc42p. The record is from RefSeq and is a predicted model, not a curated record. The transcript has a single exon. Lineage: Eukaryota; Fungi; Ascomycota; Saccharomycetes; Saccharomycetales; Saccharomycetaceae. Bases 1 to 981 code for a protein of 326 amino acids.
AUGAAUAUAUCACCGACGCCAAGGCGCUACGCUUCACGUUCUAAGGCUAUGGCUCCUGAUAAUGCCUUCCUAUACUCAGAUCCAGUCGAUGCAGGGGAAAAUGUUAUCAAGGACAGGAUCAUCCCGGAAGAAUAUCGAUUGAACUCACAGAUGAUCAACCGGUUGAUUAAACAAAAUAAGGAACUUAUUACCAAAAUAGACGCUAAGCAAGAGGAAAUUGACAGACUAAACAUACUAGUGGGAUCUUUGAGAGGUAAAUUGAUCAAGUAUACCGAAAUGAACAAGAAGCUAGAGGACGACCUUGUCCAAGCCGGCAGCCGUGUCUCUAGCAGGAACAUGAACGAGAACGAGCAAGAUUAUAUACAGGUACCCAAGAGGCGAACCGAGACUAAGGACAAUGUGACGCCCCAUGACGAUCGAAUCAACGCGUUAAGCGACAAGCUGGACAAGUUGACCAAAUUGGUCUUACAGAACGCGGUACCAGCCUCAUCGUCCCCAUUACAGUCGCCGCAGCCACCCGUUUCGGUUGACAACCACAGAGCAGUUGUCAGUCCAUCAGAGGAAGACAUCAUGUGCAAAGAGAGCUUAGAGCUGAAACAGAUGGAAGAUCAGAUUGACUCCCUGAAGAGAAAGCUUCUAAUAAAGCGAGAGAAUGAGCUGCGCAAGAUCUCCCUCAAUCAAGAAUUACUAGAGCUGAUGGACAGGCUAAGUAUGCAGAACCCAGCCGAAAAAGAACGGGAGAGAAAUCUAAACAAUGAGUCUUCUUUGCAUAACAAUUCAGCCUCGCCAGCAUACUGUGCCGAAUGCCAUCACCACGAAAGGAACCACAACCACGUCAGUAGUAUGAGACAAACACAACCUGUGGCCAAAAAAAACCCCCAAAUCCCUGCCUCUGAUCCUUUAGAGACACCAACUCCUCUACCGAAAAGAGCGGGGUUGUCCCAGGUCGAUUUGAACGACACUGUAAAUCGUAUCUGGUAG